AUGACCACCAUGUUCGAGUCCGCGACAGCACUCUCAUUGUUGGCUUUGGCACUGCUGCUUCUGGUGCCGAUCUUUAUCUUCCCAAGGUUCGAGGGCUGGGCCCAGAGCGGCAGAUCGAGCAUCUUGCAGAGAUUCUGGUCCCGGAAUGAUGGGACCAGUGAGAUUGUGUCGUUGCGUGUUUAUCCCAUCAAGUCCUGCCGUGGGAUGCAAUUGACCAAGACCUCGCUCCGCAUGCACGGCCUGGAGCUUGACCGAAGAUGGAUGUUUGUCGAUGCAGAGACCCGCGAGUUCCUGACCAUCCGUCAGAUUCCCGAAAUGACUCUCAUCAAUACCGGUCUCAGCGCAGACGGCGACUUUCUCCAACUGAGCAUCACCGGCGUCAACGACAAAGUCGUCAGCAUCCCGGCCCGUCCAACCGAAGAGUGGUUGACGGCCCAUACGUCCCUGGCUCAGGUUAAGAUCUGGGACACCCUGACCGAUGGCCAUCUGUACGGACCGGAAGUGAACCAGCUCUUUUCGACUUUCCUACACCGCAACGUCUGUCUCGUCUACAAGGGCCCCACUCCACGCAUCCUGCAAGGCAACGGUGCCCCCCAACUUCUGGGACGCACGCAGAGCACCAAUUUCCCAGACGUCCAGCCUGUACUCAUCGCAUCCGAGGCGUCAAUCGCAGAGCUCAACUCCCGUCUUAGGAAAAACGGCGCAGAUGCCAUCACCAUCGAACGAUUCCGUCCGAAUAUCGUCAUCAAAGGAAACGCGCCCUGGGCAGAGGAUUCGUGGAAACUCGUCUGCAUCAGCCCUUCCGAUCCGGCAAAGGCCAGUGUAACAAGACCUCUUGACAUUGACAUCGUUGCGCGGUGCACGCGCUGUCAGGUGCCAAACGUCGCCCCCGAAACGGCAGAGAAACACAAGAAAGAACCCUGGGAUACCCUGAUGAGUUAUCGACGAAUCGACGAGGGUAUGAAGUAUAAGCCGUGUUUCGGUAUGCUCAGUGCGCCUCGCAAUGAGGGGGAUGUUGAAGUUGGUAUGAAGUUUCAGGUGUUGGAGGAGACUAACCAGCAUAGAUACGUGAAGGGUUUCUGA
Messenger RNA from Aspergillus wentii DTO 134E9, 1083 nucleotides. Its product is annotated as MOSC domain-containing protein. The record is from RefSeq and is a predicted model, not a curated record. Bases 1 to 1083 code for a protein of 360 amino acids. Lineage: Eukaryota; Fungi; Ascomycota; Eurotiomycetes; Eurotiales; Aspergillaceae. Gene Ontology annotation, molecular function: pyridoxal phosphate binding; molybdenum ion binding; catalytic activity. The transcript has a single exon.